This is a messenger RNA of Brassica napus (rape), 1268 nucleotides long. RefSeq names its product mitochondrial import receptor subunit TOM40-1-like. Bases 74 to 1006 code for a protein of 310 amino acids. The record is from RefSeq and is a predicted model, not a curated record. Gene Ontology annotation, molecular function: transmembrane protein transporter activity. Gene Ontology annotation, biological process: protein import into mitochondrial matrix. Gene Ontology annotation, cellular component: mitochondrial outer membrane; mitochondrial outer membrane translocase complex. The transcript is spliced from 11 exons. NCBI's taxonomy places the organism in Eukaryota, Viridiplantae, Streptophyta, Magnoliopsida, Brassicales, Brassicaceae.
ACAAAACCCGCCCCCAAAUAGAAGACCCUUCGCGGCCGUAAACGAUUUUGAAAAGGCGGUAGCGGCGACGGCGAUGGCGGAUCUCGUCCCACCUCUCGUGACGGCACAAAUCGACGGCAAGCAGCCUAAAGCGGAUGAGAAAGUUGAUUACUCGAAUCUCCCGUGCCCUGUUCCUUAUGACGAACUCCACCGUGAAGCUUACAUGUCUUUAAAGUCUGAAACUUUUGAGGGUUUACGUUUUGACUUUUCCAAAGGGUUGAAUCAAAGGUUUUCUCUCAGCCACAGUGUAAUGAUGGGGCCAACCGAAGUUCCUUCUCAGUCACCUGACACAACGAUCAAAAUUCCAACAGCCCAUUAUGAGUUUGGUGCCAAUUACUUUGACCCAAAGUUGAUGCUUGUUGGAAGGGUUAUGACUGAUGGUAGACUCAAUGCAAGAGUGAAAGCUGAUUUAAGUGAUAAGUUGAUCUUAAAGGCCAAUGCUCAACUGACAGGUGAGCCACAUAUGUCACAUGCGGUGUUCAACUUUGACUACAUGGGAAAAGACUACAGAGCCCAACUUCAACUUGGGAACAGUGCUCUAGUUGGAGCAACCUAUAUUCAGAGUGUGACACCCCGUCUAUCAUUGGGUGGGGAAGUUUUCUGGGCUGGUGUGCCAAGGAAGUCUGGUAUAGGUUACGCUGCAAGAUACGAAACUGAUCAGAUGGUCGCCUCUGCGCAAGUUGCUAGCACUGGUAAUGUAGUUAUGAACUAUGUUCAGAAGAUUUCCGAGAAGGUUUCACUCGCCACUGAUUUUGUGUACAACUACUUUUCAAGAGAUGUUGUAGCUAGUGUUGGGUAUGACUACAUUCUCAGACAGUCUCGUGUUAGGGGGAAGAUUGAUUCCAACGGAGUUACAUCAGCUCUCCUGGAAGAAAGGUUGAGUAUGGGACUUAAUUUUCUUCUGUCUGCAGAGGUUGACCAUAAGAAGAAAGACUACAAGUUUGGAUUUGGUUUAACAGUCGGCUAAGAAAAGAAGCAGCAGCACGCAAUAAAGCACUGGCUCUAUACACGCAGCGCAGAUUGCAGCGGUCAGCCGAGGGACUCGGUUUAAAUUUAUUAUUAUUUGUAUUUCCCUCUCAAAAUUUCAGUUUAGGCUUUUAUUCAUAAGGAAGAAUGUUUGUGUUGUUUAUUUUCUCGGUUUAGGAUUCCUCUCAAAGGCAUCCAUUAAGAAAAAAGAAGUUUUGUUUUUACUUUUUUUCUUUUCUUUUAAUACCAGUAUCUUUAACUCA